UAACGGCAUCGGAAAUACUUGCUUGCAGAAAGGCGGAUCCCUCUCUGCUACUUACCUUUCACAACUUCUUUUGAACCCCUUUUUUUAUUUGUUCCUUCCCGGCAGGUCUCAGUUACUGUCCACUCCCAACUAAAUUCCUUUCUCUAGUUUUAAAACGACAUUCAGUCGAGUUUUACGACCGCCCUCGCCGCGACGACAGGAAGAGUUUCAUAGCUUUGGCCACCCAGCUAGCUAACUUUUAACGCUCCAGCAUUCAACUUGACAACUGACCUGCAGCGGGGUGAAUUGUGCUUUCAAAUCCAGGAAAAAUGGGAGAUAAAGAAUUGAUGUGGGCAUUGAAGACUGGGGACCUGGACGAGGUCAAGGCCAAAUUGGUAACGGCCGAUGAUGCCAACCGGACCCUAGAUGGCGGGAGGAAGCCUCUGCACUACGCUGCAGACUUUGGUCAGACAGAUGUGGUAGAGUUCCUCAUUUCUAAAGGAGCAGAUGUCAAUGCCCCAGACAAACAUGGGCUCACUCCACUGAUCUCUGCCUGUUUCGAGGGUCACCUCUCCUGUGUCAAGGUCCUGCUAGAAAAGGGAGCUGACAAAGACCGAAAAGGACCAGACGGCAUCAGUGCCUUUGAAGCUGCCGAGAGCGACGCCAUAAAGGCUCUGCUCAAGUGAGCCACCACAGUGUGGGAGGUGGCUGGACAGGUGGGUGAACGGACAGACAGACGGAUGCAGUGGUCCCCUGACAGAAGACGGACUCUCCCCUUUACCCUGAUCAACCUCUGUUUUAACACUGCUUUUGUCUGUUUGUUGGGAAGGGUCAUUUUAUCUGUCUAGUGAUUUUCCUUUACUUUUUUUUUUCCACCCAGGUUUUUGGGAUAGGAUUCUCUACUUUUGGCCUCUGUUUGUAGCCAUUUAACAGAAGGACAUGUCAAUUAUGUCUCCCUUAGGGACCAAACACUGGGGGAGCGCUCUCGCACCUGGACCCUAAAACACUGCUCAGACUAGAAUUCAGAUUCUGUAACGUAAACGCAAAGCUUAGCACUUAUACACAUCUCUCAUUUGCAGUUGUCUCUUAAACCUGAAAAGAAAUGAAAUGAUGAUAGAUCAAUAGUGUGUUAAUAUUUUUUACAACUUCAAUAUAAGUAUUGUAUGGCCAGGGCUUUAAUCUUAUCAUGAACAGUAAUUGCACUGUACUAUACUAGAUAGAUUGAAAAGAAUGGUUGUAAAGUUUCAUUAUAUUAACCUUUCAUUAUGUGUGGCCUCUUCCUCUACCUUGAGUUUUUUUAAUAGACUAAACUGUCCCUCCAAUCCAAUCUUAAAAUUUUGGUAAUGUUGGGUGAGAGAGGUGCAGAGGUCAGAUUUUCCUUUUCUACUGGGCCCUGUAUCGCUUACAUAUCAAAUGGUGUUUUUUGACAAAUUUUACGUUAGUAAUGCAUUAAAAGAUUUUCUGUAUUCUUUGACCAAUCUCCAUGCUGGUUAACUAGAAAGACUUGAAUGUUGCAGUUUUGAAAUCUGUUGACUCAAACCCUUUUGAAGCAAUGUUAACAGCACAUAAUAGAAUAAGGAAUUUUAGAAAUUUGUUCAUUUCGUCGCCCUUAGAGUGAGAUUUCAGUCUGGAAAAUUUCAGACCUUUUUGUUGCAGCCUCUCUGUUUAUUUUGCAAUUGGUGGGCUCCGGGUUCUCUGACUGAUGGGUAAAUUGGGGGUUAGAGAUGAGAGUGGAUAGUGGGGGCUAUUGGUGUUCCCCUUGCCUUGGAUUUGGUUAGAAGCCCUGCCUGUUUCGCUGCAUGUCAAAACUGCCUCUGCUUUUACGCUAUGAAAUGGUCGCUGUCCUCUCUUGGUUGCUUUCAAAUGAAUUACUACUAUGUAAUGGACAAAAAAAGAUGCUCUUGCUGACUUUGUUGUGACAAAAAGUCUGUAAAAACAGAAAUAAAAAUAUCUAUAAAAUU
This is a messenger RNA of Thunnus maccoyii (southern bluefin tuna), 1940 nucleotides long. RefSeq names its product myotrophin (gene mtpn). Gene Ontology annotation, biological process: regulation of barbed-end actin filament capping. Gene Ontology annotation, molecular function: protein binding. The coding region runs from base 309 to 665 and encodes 118 amino acids. The transcript is spliced from 4 exons. Gene Ontology annotation, cellular component: cytoplasm; nucleus. The record is from RefSeq and is a predicted model, not a curated record. NCBI's taxonomy places the organism in Eukaryota, Metazoa, Chordata, Actinopteri, Scombriformes, Scombridae.